AUGUCUAUUGAAACAGGAAUCGACGGGUGGUUGCGCUAUGCUGCGCUACCAGAAGGUAUUUCUGCUCAGUACAAACGGAUUUCUUCGAUUGUUGCGUCCGCAAAUGUGGAAACAAGCCCUGUGUACACCGCGGGGAAAGAGCUGCAAGAUGGUUUGAGACGAAUCCUUGGCCAGGAGGUGGAGACAUCCUUCGAAAUCAACAGUGUUCCUACAUCCGCCAUCGUUGUCAGUACUAUUGAUGCAUUGCCCACAGCGCUGAUCACUGCGCAAGUACCUAAGCUCAAGGAAGAUGGCUUCUGGCUGAAUACACAAGCUGAGAAUGAUUGCAUUCACAUCAUCGGUCAAAAUGAGCGUGGAGCCUUAUACGGUGCUUUCGAAUAUCUGAUGCGAUUGGCUCAAGGGAAUUUUGAACCUAUUUCGGCUGCAAACAAUCCAAGCGCUCCUAUACGAUGGGUCAACCAAUGGGACAACCUCGAUGGAAGUAUUGAGAGAGGAUAUGGGGGGCUCUCAAUAUUCUUCAAAGACGGUGAGAUAGUUGAAGACAUGAAACGUAUCGCCCAGUUUGCCCGCCUUCUUUCGUCCAUUCGCCUGAACGCCGUGGUGGUAAAUAACGUCAAUGCCAACCCGAAGCUUUUCAGCAAAACAAAUCUUGAUGGGCUGCGUCGUAUUGCGGAUACUAUGAGACCAUGGGGCCUACGUAUCGGAAUCUCACUCUACUUCGACUCCCCAAGAGAAUUCGGUGGCCUACCAACUUCAGACCCCCUUGAUCCCGCUGUCAACAACUGGUGGAAAGAUAUCACGGAGAAGCUUUAUGAGAAGGUGCCUGACCUCAUUGGAUACACAAUCAAAGCAAACUCGGAAGGUCAACCGGGGCCCCUGACAUACAACCGUACCCUGGCUGAUGGCGCGAACAUGUUCGCUCGGGCGCUGAAGCCAUACGGAGACGGAGUUGUGAUGUACAGAGCCUUCGUUUACAACCAUCACUUGGAUGAAUCUAAGUGGAAAAAUGAUCGUGCCAAUGCCGCUGUCGAGUAUUUCAAAGAGCUUGAUGAUCAAUUUGAUGACAAUGUCAUUGUUCAAAUUAAGUGGGGGCCCAUUGACUUUCAAGUUCGCGAGCCUCCGUCUCCCUUGUUAGCCAACUUGCGCAAAACAAAGGUUGCGAUCGAGUUUCAGGUUGCCCAAGAAUAUCUCGGACAGCAGUCGCAUUUUGUUUAUAUGGCACCACUCUGGAAAGAGAUUCUCGACUUCGAUAUGAGGAUUGACGGAAAACCAUCCGCUAUCCGAGAUAUCGUCUCUGGUGAUCGUCUGAAUUGGAGUCGAAGCGGCUAUACGACCGUCCUCAAUAUUGGCGAUGACAAUACCUGGAUUGGACACCAUCUUUCAUUGUCUAACCUGUAUGCAUACGGGCAUAUGACCUGGGACCCUCACUCGGACCCAGCCUCUAUUAUCCAGGACUGGGCUCGUCUCACUUUUAGUUUGAACAAAACGGUUGUUGAUACGGUAACGAAGAUUUCAAUGGAGUCCUGGCCAACCUAUGAGAACUAUAGUGGAAAUCUCGGCAUCCAAACACUUUGUGAUAUCAUUUACACACACUACGGACCAAGUCCAGGAUCUCAAGACGGAAAUGGAUGGGGUCAAUGGACUCGUGCCAACGCCACUUCGAUUGGUAUGGACCGUACGGUUGCGACGGGAUCUGGAAACACUGCUCAAUAUCCCCAGGAAGUCGCCAAAAUGUAUGAGAGCAUAGAGACAACACCUGAUAACCUGUUACUUUGGUUUCAUCACGUCCCAUAUACACACCGUUUGAAGUCUGGGAAGACUGUGAUUCAACAUUUCUAUGAUGCGCAUUACGAGGGCGCAGCCCACGCGCAAAGCUUCCCAACUGAGUGGGCAAAGCUGAAGGGUUUAAUUGACGAUUAUCGCUUUGAAAAUGUGGCCUUCAAAUUGCAAUAUCAGGCAGGUCAUGCGAUUGUCUGGCGGGACUCGGUCAACAAUUUCUACCAUGGCAAGUGUGGAAUCGCUGAUGAGAAGGGAAGAGUCGCAAACUAUCCAUGGCGCAUCGAAGCCGAGAACAUGCGUUUAACUGGCUACAAAGUUGUCUCUGUCACGCCUGCAGAGGCCGCAUCUGGUGGAAAGGCCAUUGUGGCAGAAUCAAAUCAGAUUCCUGGUACUGCCAAAGUCGAAGUACCUUUCCCGUCAGGCACAUACGACAUCGCAGUUAAUUAUUUCGAUCACCUGGGUGGUGUGUCCAAGUAUGAGAUCUUUUUGAAUGAUCAAUUUGUCGGAAACUGGACUGGUGAUCUGCCAUCGAAGCUGGGACAUGACUUUUCGGAGUUACUGGAUGGCCAUUCAGCAACUCGUGUCACUUUCCGAGGUGUACCAGUAGCAAAGGGUGAUAUUUUCAAGAUCGUUGGUCAGCCAGAUGGGAAGGAGCUUGCCCCGCUAGACUAUGUUUCUUUUUUGCCCGAGGGUAUUGUCGAUUAG
This is a messenger RNA of Penicillium angulare, 2484 nucleotides long. RefSeq names its product alpha-glucuronidase (gene aguA). Lineage: Eukaryota; Fungi; Ascomycota; Eurotiomycetes; Eurotiales; Aspergillaceae. Gene Ontology annotation, molecular function: alpha-glucuronidase activity. Bases 1 to 2484 code for a protein of 827 amino acids. Gene Ontology annotation, cellular component: extracellular region. The transcript has a single exon. The record is from RefSeq and is a predicted model, not a curated record. Gene Ontology annotation, biological process: xylan catabolic process.